This is a messenger RNA of Penicillium subrubescens, 822 nucleotides long. RefSeq names its product N-terminal L-serine N(alpha)-acetyltransferase NAT4. Gene Ontology annotation, molecular function: histone H2A acetyltransferase activity; protein N-terminal-serine acetyltransferase activity; histone H4 acetyltransferase activity. Gene Ontology annotation, cellular component: nucleus. The record is from RefSeq and is a predicted model, not a curated record. The transcript has 2 exons. Lineage: Eukaryota; Fungi; Ascomycota; Eurotiomycetes; Eurotiales; Aspergillaceae. Bases 1 to 822 code for a protein of 273 amino acids.
AUGCCAGCAACGAAAGAGGGUCGAGUCAUGAAGGCCAAGAAAGCUCAUCGGUCGGUAGAAACCCCCACCAGACGCGUCUCGGGUGCCGCCAAAAGCCUGCCGCUGGUUGAGCGGACAAAUGAACUCACCAUCGAGGAAUUCGCAACUCGAUACGUGACUCCGCUCAUCACAGGGACGCAGGAAGACACCCAAAGUGACUCUCUUGAAAAGAAGACGUCUAUCGCGGCUGAAACACCACAGCUGGAUGUGUAUUCCGCAGCAACCAUCUCCCGCGCCGAUCUGGAAGCAUGUCUCGAUCUAGUCGAAUUCACAUCUGGCGCAGACUACGCCUCUUCAGGCGUAGGCUGGUCUCGCCCCAAGAAGCGCAAAGAAAUGAAACUCCCCGAUAUGAAAUACCUGAUCCUGCGGGGCGACACGGGACACGCCUCGGAUGCAUCGCAGCGCGAUGACCCCGAAGAAUCCGACAAGCCGAGCUCACCAUCGGGUCUCGGGAAUCACUCCAAUGUACUCGGCUUUUUGUCGUUUAUGGUUACAUACGAGGAUGGGAAAGAGGUUGUUUAUUGCUACGAGAUCCAUUUGUCGCCGAGGGCCCGGGGUCGGGGCCUCGGUGUGUUGUUGAUGACGCGGAUGGAGGAGAUUGGCCGGCUUAUCGGGUUGGAGAAGGCCAUGUUGACGGUGUUCAAGUGCAAUGCCACAGCUAGGAGGUUUUAUGAAAAGGGUGGUUAUGAGGUGGAUGAGUAUUCGCCGCAACCGCGGAGGUUACGGAAUGGGACGAUUAAGGAGUUUGAUUAUUUAAUUUUGUCCAAGCGGCUGGGGGACUGA